Molecule: messenger RNA, 2518 nt
Organism: Candoia aspera
Lineage: Eukaryota; Metazoa; Chordata; Lepidosauria; Squamata; Candoiidae
Gene: AGFG1
Product: ArfGAP with FG repeats 1
Exons: 14
Coding region: 120-1874 (584 amino acids)
Biological process (GO): intermediate filament organization; spermatid nucleus differentiation; acrosome assembly
Cellular component (GO): membrane; cytoplasmic vesicle; cytoplasm
Molecular function (GO): GTPase activator activity
Source: RefSeq, a predicted model, not a curated record
UCGUUUGCCCCCUCUCGUCGCAGCUCAAGCGGGACGGUCCCUGCCUCGCCUGCGCCGCCUUCCUCUUCGUUCUCGAGCAGGCCGGGAAUCGGUUCCCCACCCCGCCCCCGGCGGAGGCCAUGGCGGCGAGCGCCAAGCGGAAGCAGGAGGAGAAGCACCUGAAGCUGCUGAGGGAGAUGAGCAGCCUCCCACCCAACCGCAAGUGCUUCGACUGCGACCAGCGCGGCCCCACCUAUACCGACAUGACGGUGGGCAGCUUCGUUUGUACCUCCUGCUCCGGCAUCCUGAGAGGCUUAAACCCACCUCACAGAGUGAAGUCCAUUUCAAUGACCACAUUCACACAGCAAGAAAUAGAAUUUCUUCAGAAACAUGGGAAUGAAGUAUGCAAACAGAUUUGGCUAGGAUUAUUUGAUGAUAGAUCAUCAGCAAUUCCAGACUUCAGGGAUCCUCAAAAGGUCAAAGAAUUUCUGCAAGAAAAAUAUGAAAAGAAAAGAUGGUAUGUUCCUCCAGAACAAGCAAAAGUUGUGGCUUCUGUCCAUGCAUCUAUAUCUGGAUCUUCUGCUAGUAGUACAAGCAGUACUCCAGAAGUUAAACCACUUAAAUCUCUCCUGGGAGAGUCUGCACCAGCACUGCACUUAAAUAAGGACACACCUACCCAAUCUCCUGUUAUAAUUCGGUCUCAAGGGCAGUCACAAGAAAAGAAACAGUUUGAUCUUCUAAGUGAUCUUGGUUCAGACAUAUUUGCUGCUCCUGCUCCGCAGUCCACAACUACUGCAAAUUUUGCUAAUUUUGCACACUUCAACAGUCACACAGCGCAGAACUCUGCAAAUGCAGGUUUUGCAAACUUUGAUGCAUUUGGACAGUCUAGUGCUUCGAAUAAUUUUGGUGGUUUCCCCACAGCAAGUCAGUCUGCUUUUCAGCACCAAAAUACAGCGUUCAGAACGCUUUCAUCUAGCUGCAGUUUUGGUGACUUUACUACUUCUGCUUUCCCUGGCCAGGCUAUGCGCAGUGGGAGCGCUGGAUCAGUGAAUGCUAACUUUGCACACUUUGAUAACUUCCCCAAAUCCUCCAGUGCUGAUUUUGGAGCCUUCGGUGGUUCUCAGAGCAACACAACUGCAGCCAGUAAAGCUGUAGUGAAUAAACCAUGUCUCCAGUCAGCAGAUAAAUACGCAGCUCUUGCUAAUUUAGAUAAUAUCUUCAGCACAGGGCAAGGUGUCAAUGAGCAAGGAAGUGGCUUUGCUGCCAGUACGGCACCAGCAGCUCCUGCUGUGUCAGGUCCAAGUCAAACAAGUACAUCUUCAGACAAGUAUGCAGCUCUAGCGGAAUUGGACAGUGUGUUCAGCUCCACGGCAACCACUAGUAACGCAUAUACUUCCACCAGUAAUGUUAGCAGUAAUGCUUUUGGAACAGUACCAGUCGGUGCUAAUACACAGACACAGUCUGCAUCAUCCAAUGUUCCUGCUCAAUUUGGAGCAACACCAUCCACAAAUCCAUUUGUGGCUGUACCUGUAGCUGCAGUAGCACCAUCAACAAAUCCAUUCCAAACUACUAACCGAGGAGCAACAGCAACAACAUUUGGCACAGCAUCCAUGAGUAUGCCUGCAGGAUUUGGAACAACUGCCUCAUACAGUCUUCCUACUAGUUUUAGUGGUAACUUCCAACAGCCUGCAUUCCCAGCUCAGGCAGCUUUUUCUCAGGCUGCUUUCACUCAACAGCCUAAUGGUACUGGCUUUGCUGCAUUUGGACAAGCAAAACCAGUAGUAACGCCAUUUGGGCAAGUUACAGCUGUUGGAGUCUCUAGUAAUCCUUUUAUGGCAGGAGCAGCAACAGGGCCUUUUCCAACAGGAAGCUCGUCAACCAAUCCUUUCUUAUAGCCUUAUAGACACUUUACUUAAAAGAACUCUGUGUGAUCACAUAACAUCUCUAUGCCUCUUGCACUGUUGUCUUGUUUCACUGACCUUAGCUUUAAACACACAAGAAGUCUUUCAGGAAAAAAAAGUCUGCAUUGUGUAUUAAAACCAAGGAACACCAGGUGAUGUACAAAACCGGAGGCUGUGGUAACAUCCUUUAUUGUGCAUUGGCAGGAGAAUGUUAACCGUAUCAUGUAUAUUAAAAUUGGCUAAUAUUAAGUUAUUGCAGAUAUCAUUCAUUAUGCUGCAGUAUUGUACAUAUUUUUCUCUUAGGAAUUAGUUAUUUGUGCAUAUCAGUAUUUGUAACUUUUAACACACUGUUAUGUGAAAAAUGUUACUGGGAGAAAUAGAUCAGCCAGUUUAAGGUGCUGUCAUAUAUAUUGCAAUGAAUGACCUAUAUCAUUUUAACAUUGCUUGUUGGGAUUUAUGAGUUCAGAACUGAAGGUUUUAUUCAUUUCUUGAAGUGUUUUUUUUUUUCCUUUCCUGAAGAGCUCUUCUAUUUAUACAUGCCUAAAUUCUAUAUAAUGUGGAGGGAUACCUGUCUGCAUAAUAAAGCUGAUCAUGUUUUGCUACAGAUUGCAGGUGGAAAAAUAAAUAUUAAAAAAGUU